CUGGCAAUAUUAAAAAGGCAAGUGUGCAAAUCUCAUAGAUAUUCAGUAGGUGAAAAUUUAUAGUUCGCAUUAACAAUUGACGUUGAUUUGAAUUUAGCCGCAGGCUGAGGAAUCGGAGGCCAUAGUUUUCCAAACGGUAUUGUUUUAUUCAUUGGCCAUUUUGCUGUCACCAAUUGCAGCAUUCAUAGUCAGCAAAGUAACACUGAGUGGUGUCUUUGGUUUGGAAACACAUUCUUGCAAUAUAUGGUCUGCAGUUAUAGCAGUUAUAGUUUUGCAUCUAAUGCUUGGUCUUUACAUUUAUCGCACAUUCUACCCUGCUCCUACCAAGCAAACCAAGCAAGACUAAAACUUCUAACUGAAAACGUCACUAGAGAAACAAUAAAAGAUGAGCUGUGAAAUUGGUCCAAAGAUUGUAGGAUGUAGAGUAGUUAUAAAAACACUGAAUUCAAGGAUUGAAGGUGAUGUUCGUAAUGUGGACUCAAAUUGUUCCAAAGUGUCUUUGGUAAAUGCUGCUGUGGUGGCAACUGGUGCUAAGCUUCCUGAAUUAUAUAGAAUUUUUGUCAAAGACAUUGUUUCAAUUACACUUGCUGGUGAAAAUGAUAUAAGUCCUGAAAAUCUUACUUCUGGUCUGAGCCAGUUGUCCUUCAAUUCCCCACCUUGCAUUGAAAAGAAAGUUAAACCUUUAUUAAUAACUCACAUUGAGAAGAAAUGCAGCUCAGUUCAUCUUCCACCACCAUCAGCCCCCAGCAAUGAUAGAAAAAUCCAACCUUUAGUAAUGCAGAAGGUUCUGCCAGCUCACAUAAAAACUCUGAAUAAUAGCAUUCAAGUUGACGUUUUGACAAACAAAGUCCCGUUUGAGAAAGCCGGUGAAGGUGGUCUGGCAUCUACCCUACCAAAUUACACGUUGAUUGAGAAUAUUGACGAGUUAUACAAAAGCGCGAUUGGCAGGUUGGAAAAAGAAUCUGUUAUUGGAUUAAGCGUGGAGGGCGUUAGGACUGGACGAUUCGGUGUUGUGUGUUGGAUUGGCAUAGCCACGAGUGAUCAUGUUUUCCUGUUCGACAUGUGCAGUUUAGGUUCUACGGGCGUCAAUCGUGGACUAGCCAAUAUCUUUACGAAUGAUAAAGUCAUUAAGGUCAUCCACGAUUGUAGAUGUAUGUCCGAUGCUUUUGUCCAUCAAUACGGUGUCAAAUUGAACAACGUCUUUGAUACCCAAGUAGCUGCGUUGGUGGUUGACAAGAACAAAUAUGGAAAGUUUAAUAGGUACGUUCCUUCGCUCACCAGAAGUCUAACUGAUAUCUUAAAUCUUCCCAGUAUGUCAAUGUACCAUCCAAGGAAAAGGAUGGGUCACGAAAAGGAAGAUGAGGCUAUAUGGAAAACCCGUCCAUUGCCACAACACCUUAUUGAAGGGGCCGUCUUCAAUGUUUGCUGGUUGAGAAAACUCCGUUUAGCAAUUAUGGAGAUACUUCUGAGUGAUGUUACCUUCGGGACCAGUUUAUAUUUGAAGGAGAUCAGUGAGCUUGCUGACGAUUCUGUAGCGGAGAAAGGAGUCGUUGCUCAUGUGAUUCCAAUGAGUUUCAAAGCACUGCAUAAAAUGUCGAGAAAUGGAGACGCUUGCGAAGAUUUCCACGAUACCGUCCCACAAAACGGAUGCGAUCCAUACGUGUCUUUUACGCGCCACAUUUCCCACGUCCGUAAAACAUAAUCAUGCUUCAGUUUGCUUCAGUACCACUUUCCAUGAUGGUGUUUCUCGCCUCACCUUCCAUGAUUGUUUUCUGCACCAUAAGAAAUUUUUCAUCCGCUAGUUCUCUAAGAAUCGUAUUGAUUUUUUUUUCUAAAUUAGUGUGUUGAAACUUGAAAAACUUUGUUUCGGCCCAAAUUAAGAAGGGUCACUGUUUUUGGUGGGAUACCAUCUCAAUCUACUGUCAUGCUUAUGUCUAAUGGUGAAGACAUUCGUAAUCCGCCACGACCCGUUUAGUAUUGUCCUUUUGAAAAAAAAAAAAAAAAAAAAUUAACCCUACUUGGACUUUUCGACUUCAGAAACUUAGCCUCUCUAAAAUUGUUUUGUAUUAUUAUAUUGAUUAAUUCAUCUAUGCUGUGCGCGAGGCUGGCAGUACCUCGUUCAACUAUAGUGUGACACGAAACAUCGAGUUAAAACAAAUAAACAAAACAGUGUAGUGAA
Messenger RNA from Daphnia pulicaria, 2179 nucleotides. RefSeq names its product piRNA biogenesis protein EXD1-like. The transcript is spliced from 8 exons. The coding region runs from base 386 to 1702 and encodes 438 amino acids. The record is from RefSeq and is a predicted model, not a curated record. Lineage: Eukaryota; Metazoa; Arthropoda; Branchiopoda; Diplostraca; Daphniidae. Gene Ontology annotation, molecular function: 3'-5' exonuclease activity; nucleic acid binding. Gene Ontology annotation, biological process: nucleobase-containing compound metabolic process.